Dacryopinax primogenitus is the source of this 1081-nucleotide messenger RNA. RefSeq lists its product as uncharacterized. The record is from RefSeq and is a predicted model, not a curated record. The transcript has 3 exons. NCBI's taxonomy places the organism in Eukaryota, Fungi, Basidiomycota, Dacrymycetes, Dacrymycetales, Dacrymycetaceae. The coding region runs from base 75 to 1034 and encodes 319 amino acids.
AGAUCCUGGUGAUCAUCCCUCGCACCCAGCUCCCCUCUUACUUCACGCAUCACACGCACACUCCCUACUUCAACAUGCAGCUCUCACUCACUCAGUCCGUCGUCUUCGUCCUGCUUGUCCUUGAUGGAACAAGCGCGGCGGUGAUUCCGCAUGAGCGGCGCGCCGCAUUGGUGACGGAGCCACAAGGGCUCGUCGACCCCGUUUCUGUCACCGGGCUCGAGAUCCUCCCAGAUGUGACGGUGACCCUCGACGGUCUGCAUAUGCAUCAGCGUGGUCUACUGGAUCCCCUACUAGGUCCGAACGGGAUCCUGGGUGCCCUUCCCGGCCUACUCACUGGGCUUCUCGGCACAGUCACUAACGUCCUUGGUGGCGUGCUCGGAGGACUGGGACUUGGAAGUAUCCUCAUCGCCGACCCUUCUACUGGAGCGCAGGGUAUGCAUGUCUACCUCGUUCAAGCCAGCAAUACGUCGAUCGCCAUGGCUACUGCUACCAACGCCACUGACCCCGCACUGCUCGCUGCUACGAACAUGUCCAACUCUGAUCUAGUGCUCGCAACUCUUCACGUCCCCGUCGUCAACCAAACUACGAUGAACAUUGCAGACAUGUGUAUCACCUCCACCGGCCCUAGCGCGAACAACAUGACUGCCUCACCCUGUCGGGACGUGUCGCUCGCCCAGCUCUUCGUGUACAAUACCAAGAAUAAUGCUGUGUAUUCCGUGACGGAUCUUCUCACCUGUUCAUACGCCGCCGGGAACGCAACGACCGCCUCGCCUGGAGCUGCUCUGACUGGGACUGCCAAUAUCAUCAUGGUCGAGCGCGAUGCCCCGACAUUGCCUGCCUGCAAUGGGACAAUGAAGGCUAUCACGUUCACCCCUGCAAAUUCCAACCCUAAUACUCAAGCGCCUGUGACCGUAGCUCCUGGACAGGCCGUCGGCACCACCGGGAGCACUACCGCGCCGAGUCUGGACUAUGCUGCCGGGGAUCACGACCCCAACGCGAUGACGGAUGGUACUGCUAAUAACAAUGACGAGUAGAGAUUCAAUUGUACAGGAUCUGUGAUGGUUGUACAUAAACAAAAUAU